Messenger RNA from Pimephales promelas (fathead minnow), 3698 nucleotides. NCBI's taxonomy places the organism in Eukaryota, Metazoa, Chordata, Actinopteri, Cypriniformes, Leuciscidae. The record is from RefSeq and is a predicted model, not a curated record.
GUAUUUCCUUAUACAAUUACAAAUAAUACAACUUGAAGACACAGCAUGUGACAUAGGCCUUUAAUGUCAAAUAUACUGCAAUCAUGAAAUACAAAUACAAAGUCUUGAGUAAAACAUGCAUUUAUUUGCAUGAAACCAAUAGAGCAUUUAUAAAAAAAGAUAUAUAGCUUAAUUAAUAAGAAUAAUGUAUUUACUUUGACAUACAAAAAAAAAAAACUGGUAGUACAACACCCAAAUAAAACUUGAAAUGGACUGAAAACAUGAUGACUGUAGGGAUUUUUUUUUUUUUUUAGUGAGCAAUCAGCUUGGGAAAUUAAAAGUAGGCUACAUCUCCGUCUCUUGAUCAGUGUUUACCGAGCUUGAUAACUGAUGAAAUUGUUAAAAAGAACAGCCAAACAUCAGUUCACUAGUAAAAUAUGUUGUUUAAAUUGUGCCUUUAGUUAUUAUGCUGGAAUCAAUGAAAAAUUCUUAAACUAACAUUAGUUUUAUACUUGGUUUUAACUAAUAAAAUUUGAAUUACAUAGUUUACAAAACAUAAUUAUAUUGGGUUUCUCUAGUUUAUGUGGAUAUUUAACCAUGAAGAUGUGACAACAUUAAUGUGAUAUAUAGCUACUAAUGUUUUAUUAGACCAAAGGUUAAUUUUGCGCCGGAGUUCCUCCUUAGCUAGUUACGCUUUUGGGACCACAGUAGGUAACUAGUACGACAAUAUGUGUGUAUCUAGUUAACUAAACUAGGCUAAAAAAAAAAACAAUUCCUAGUUUGGAGAAGCAGAAGUUUUGGAGUGUUACAUAAAAGAAAACAAAAUUUCAAUUAUUAUUGUUUUUGUUUUUUUCUUAUUUGGAUAUUAUAUAUUAUUAUGGAUAUUAUAUUUUAUUAUCUUUAUUUUGUUUUUCUAUAUCAAUGUUCAGAAGUUAUAGAUGCAAGAAUAACAACAUCAAAUUUCCAGGCACAGUGCUAAGGCUUUAAAUAAAAUGCACUUUUUACACUUUGUUACACAAUGGAGUCUUGAUUUUUUUUUUUUUUUUUUUCUGUGAAGACCCAGUGUCCACAUAUGUGGCCAUCAUACGGUCUAAGAACUGUAUCAUGUAUAAUGAGCGCUGUAGCUCAUUUAGGAGUUCAUUGUGGCAGAAUCGGUAUAAUCAGACCUAACAUACUUGAGAAAAAAACUUCUGUUUUGGCUUGUUUUACUCUUAAGAAAAGUCUCAUAGUAACAUUUUUUUUCAUUUGUAGAUAGCUUUGAUAUGAAAUAAGGGCCAGGGGCUCAGCUACAUCAAUUGAGAAAAAAAUCCUCCUAUUUGGUGUUUAAAAUAUGUAGAAAAAUGGGGUGGAAAAAAAUGUGACCUAAUUCGGAUAAAAUGGAAUAAAAAUAAAUAGUAAUAAAAAAAUAUAGUGUAAUGUACGUCCUGAGCCUAGAUGGACGCGAUAAAUUUAAAAGUCGCGACUGUGUCACUUCAAUUAAAAACCCCGCCGCCAGAGCCAUGUAUGGCUCUGCCCCCCGCGAUUGUGACAUCAUAGUGCGCGUCACUGUCACUGCAGAGCAAAUGGGUGGAGCUUACGUUUUGUUCCUCAAGCACAGCCUGAACCGAUUCGCGGGAAUUUUUUUUCUUUUUUUUUUCUCCGAUUUGCGGGAAAAUGAAAUACUUCUUCCUUUCACUCAUCACGCCACUUCCUGGACUCUCGCGCUGAUAAGAAGUUUAACGGUCUGAAAUGAACACCGUUGUGAUAUCCCUCUCACCCUAGCACCAAACAUCCGCAAGGAUUGAUCUUCAGUACCCUCCCGAUGAAUCCGAAGGAAAGUACUGGGAAUGGUGUGGACAGUACGGGAAGUAGUGAUGAAGAUCCUAUUUGUGACCAGGACAGUGUGGCCAGCAGUGUGGACAGCACAGCAGAGGAGAUGUUUAUGGAUGGUCUUGACCCUGUUCUAGAUCGGCCUUCAUGUGACAUUUACACACCAGAGGAGGACUGUGAUUCAGAGUCCUUCACAUCUUCCACUGCUGAUAAGGAUGGCAUGGAGAGUGAAAAUGAUGGUUUCUCUGUUGUAUCAACAGAAAGGUGGCACAGCUCAGAUGAAGCAGAUGUUGAACCGCUUCAGCUGGAUUUCACUCCUGUCCAAGAACCUGGGCCAAAGUUUUUACCAAAAAGGCUUAAAAGUCCUCUUCAGUUUUUUCAACUGUUGUUUCCAAAGACAAUGAUGCAAUCUAUUGUAGCGCACACAAAUGACUAUGGGACCAAGUGCAGUGAUGUGAGUGAUCAUUGGCUCUACGUUUCUCCGAAAGACUUGAAGUCGUACAUAGGACUGGUCAUUUACACAUGUCUCGUGAAGUGCUCUUUGCUGACAGAAUAUUGGAGAGAAUCACAGUUCAGUCCACCCUUUCCUGCACAAGUCAUGUCUUAUCAAAAAUUUGUGACAAUCGCCAAUGCUCUUCAUUUCAGUAAUACCCAGGAAGAUGAGAAAAAUGACUUGAAGAAGGGAACAUCAGCCUAUGAACGGUUGGGUAAAAUUCUACCUCUAUAUCAAGGCAUUAGGGAGGCUUGCAAGACUUACUUCCAUCCCUUUCAGAACAUCACCAUUGAUGAAAGAAUAGUAGCAGCACAGCCUAGAACUCGACUCAAACGACGCAUCGAAAACCAAUCUGCUGAUAGAGGAUACAAACUCUUUGCACUGACAGACUGCACCUCUGGCUAUACGUGGGACUUCUUUAUCCACGAGGGGAAGUCGUGUUCUUCACAGAGCGAGGGCUUGAGUUAUGAGUCCGUUAUGGCAUUGGUGGAUGAAAAUAUGUUGGGCUCUGGGUACAAACUGUUCGUAGACAAAUUUUACACCAGCGCCACACUCUUCAGUGACCUCUUGUGUAAAAAGGUCUGGGCUUGUGGCCCUGUAUGGGCAAACAGGGCAGGUUUCCCAAAAACAACUGUGAACAGACUGUCAAGGACCGCCCCGCGCGGCACCAUGCGUUGGAUUAGGGAUGACGAGCUGCUGUUUGUUGAGUGGAAAGACUCGCAGCAAGUGCAGAUGUGCUCCACCUUCCAUAAAGCCUAUGAAGGAGAUACCGUGCAGAGGAAGGUGAAGGGUGACGCUCAACCGACCCAUGUGGAGGUCCCCAUUCCAGCUGUGGUGUUGGACUACAACAGGAACGUGAGGACAGUGGAUCCAUCCAUUUUCGUUACUGGGCAUUACAGAGUGCUACACAAACCAAAAAAGUGGUAUCAGUGUGUUUUUUAUCACCUUUUGGACAUCGCCGUGGAGAAUGCAUUCAUUUUGUAUGUACUGGUGUCAAAGAGAAAAAAACAAAAAGCAUUGACGCGAAUCGCAUUCCUAGAGAAGCUUGUUUUAGAGCUAACUGAAAUGGAUGAUGAUGAGGACAGGUCUGACUCUACACCAGGUCCUUCCUCAGCUUCUCCUCCCGCGACUUCCUCAGCAUCUCCUGAAUCAUCAGUUGCUGAAGGAUCCCACAAUCCCAAGUACUUCAUUUCGGACAGUACUGUUGGUAGACGUAAGUGCAAGCUCUGCCACCAGAAAACUCCAAUCAUGUGUGCGACUUGCGAAGUGCCACUGUGCUUUCAACCCAAGCGUGACUGUUUUAAUAACUGGCAUGAACAAGGUGUUUGAUUCAUGACUGUGUUCAAGGUAUGUAAAGGAAUGUUUCUCCUACUUUUUCAGGAUGCUCGCUUGAAUAAUUUAAAUAAAACUCCUUUGU